GUAGCUAUCAUUAACUGAUAAGAGUCGCCAACUAUGGUCUCUCACUGUUUAUAAUCAUUCGCCUCCCGUCGGGCUCACUGAGCACAUUCUUUUCUUUGGGAGAAAAGAGAAAAUGAAUUUCGAACUUAUUCUAGUUUCUCUAGCAACAUGUAUUUUAUCUGUAAAUGCAGAUUUUCACGAGGAAUGCCGUCAAUCCCUCCGCGAUGGACGUCUUCGUAUCGAAACAGUUGCAGAAACUCUGGCAUCUCGUGAAAUCGAUCGACUUGUCUCACUAAUGUCUAACUCGAAAGAUCAAAUUAAGGGUUAUAAUGCAGAAAAAUUGAAUUACUCUCCAAAACUUCAAGAUCUCAUCAAAAUCCGAGAUGAUCAGCCACCAUGUCCACAACCAAAUGCAACAAUGUUCACAACACCUACUACGCCGGCUGCACCCACAACGACUGCUGAUCCAACUACAGUUGCAGAUGACACAACUACAGCUGGAGCAACCGAUUCGAGCACAUCUGGAGCAUCGGAUGCACCAUCAUCAACACCACCACCUCCACCGAAAAUUUCUGACAAGAAGAAAAGAUUCAGUCCAAGUAAAGUAUAUGUGACAAAGACAAAGGAUAUGGAUCCUUUCUCCUGGUAUAUGAAGACUCUUCAUUACUACAUGAAACGUGAAUCAGAAGUUUGUAAUAAUCAAAUCACCGAUCUUAACUCCAUCACCGAAGAUCAACUUUUCGGAUACUUCUCCACACUUGCUACUGCUCAUCCAGGACCAUUCUGUUCACUUUGUCAUAGAUUUGCCGAAGAAAUUCAUUCAAAAGUAUUGAAACCAAAUAGCCUUCUGAUUACUGAUGAUGAAUACCAUAUUUCACAUCUUCUCUACAAUCAUUUUCCAAAGCCAAAAGCAAUUUGUACAGCUAUUGCGCCGGGAUGUGAUGACGAUUAUGCAGCGAGGGUUCUAAACCUGACCGAAUCAGUAGUCUGCCUGGAAUGUACCGCCUGUAUGUCCAUCACAAAUGUGCUUCAACAUAAGAUCUUCCUUCAACCAGCCAUGCUUGAUCAGACUUACUAUUGGCUCCGCGGAAACCUUUUCCACAAUUUGUGUGCUGAACUUUGUCUCGCAUUCCAGGGAUUAGAUAUUCCACUUUUCCCGCAUGGAUUUACUUAUGACGGAUGCCAGAAUGUGAUGAAAAAGAAGUUUUAUCAGCUUAUCGACGUUGCAACAGUUAUCACUAGACCCGAAAGAUUUUGCAGUUUGGAGCUUCAAUGGUGUGAGCUCAAUGAGCAGCCAAAUGCACUUCAUUGUCUACGAGAACUUUGUCAAGAGUAUUUCAAAGAUACUCCACAAACUCGUUGGCUUUGUAGUCAAAUUCCAGAUAGACCGGAGCAAGCAGAUGCAUUUUUAAAUAUUCGACAAACGAAAGUGAAAAAAGAAAAGAAAGACUAUCAUAUGGAAUUCGAGAAAAGAAACCUUCACGAUGAACUUUAGACGUUUUCUUAUAAUUGCAUAAUUUAAUUUUUAUAAACUUUUUACUUUGCUGAUUCUUCUUUUAUAUUUUGUGUCUUUAAACAAAACG
Caenorhabditis elegans is the source of this 1562-nucleotide messenger RNA. It is a transcript of the gene Y106G6H.1, whose product is annotated as Saposin B-type domain-containing protein. Lineage: Eukaryota; Metazoa; Nematoda; Chromadorea; Rhabditida; Rhabditidae. The transcript has 5 exons. The record is from RefSeq and is marked reviewed. The coding region runs from base 113 to 1474 and encodes 453 amino acids.